CAAUUCAAAAAAAAAAAACAGCUUAAAAAUUCGUAAUAGAGAGUAGCCUCUCUCACCUUCUUCAAUGGCAAAGCUUAAAUAGAGUGAAUGGGAAGCUAGAGCCAUGGCCAUCAUCAUCAUCAACGAUGCAUCCAUGGCUAUAGCCUAAGAGGAAGAGGAAGAGGAGAUGAUGAACCCAUCACACCCAGCCCAGCACUAACUAACCCUCCCUUCAAUCCAACUCCACCUCAAUCCAAUUCCAUUCUCUCGCUCGCACCAAACAGCUGCACCGAUUUUGUUCUUUUCCCACUUAAAAAAUUUGGAUCUUUUUCGGGUGCUAAAAACCCUUUCUUUCUUUUUUUUUUCUUUUCUGUCCACUUCGUUCGUGGUGGAGUGGAUUUGGACCACGCGCACCACCGCAACCAAUCCCCCUUCCCACGACAAAUCCCAAUCGGAAGCAAGAAUACAAGGGAGAAAUCGAUAGAAAUCGACCCUGAAUUGGAGCAAUUCGCCACCAAGAACUCCACCACCAGGAGAGGAAUCCAUCAUUUCUUGGCCCACUCCACCAAUCCGAAGAAAGAAAUCGCGAGAAAUCCCCACCAGAUUAUAGCGCAUCAUUAGCGGAGGAUUAGAGCCAAGAGAAGAGAAAAAAAGGUGGAAGAAAAGCAAUGGCGGAGGUGGCGCUCUUCCGGGGCCCGACCAACCUCGCUUCACCCGCAAGCCGCUCCUCCUCCUCCUCCUCCUCCUCCUCACUGCGUUAUUUAGCCACCUCCGAUGGCGACGUGCUCCCAAGAAGAAGCAGCAGCGGUAGCGGCAGCAGCCUGGGAUCUACAGGAAGCUUGGGAAUCCAAGAACGGCGCGAGGAAGAGGGAGGAGAAUCGGAGGAGGAGGAGGAGGAGUGGUCGUUCUUGGCGCUGCUGCUCGCGCUGCUGCGGAAGUCGCUGCUCGGGUGCAGCGCGGAGGACGGCGGCGGCGGCGAAGGGAUGGAGAUAGGGUGGCCGACGGACGUGCAGCACGUGGCGCACGUCACCUUCGAUAGGUUCCAUGGAUUCCUCGGGCUCCCCGUGGAGUUCGAGCCCGAGGUGCCCCGCCGCGCUCCCAGUGCGAGUGCAAGUGUCUUUGGAGUUUCAACAGAAUCGAUGCAGUGCUCCUAUGAUUCCAGAGGAAACAGUGUCCCAACAAUUCUCUUGAUGAUGCAAAGACGUCUUUAUGAACAAGGCGGUCUUCGGGCAGAAGGUAUUUUUCGCAUAAAUGCAGAGAAUAGCCAAGAAGAGCUUGUGAGAGACCAAUUAAAUGGUGGGAUCGUGCCAGAGGGUAUUGAUGUCCACUGUUUGGCAGGUCUAAUCAAAGCCUGGUUUAGGGAACUCCCGAGUGGGGUGCUGGACUCAAUCCCACCUGAACAGGUGAUGCAAUGCCAGUCUGAAGAGGACUGUGCUCGUGUUGCCAAAUGCCUUCCACCAACUGAAGCAGCCUUACUAGACUGGGCUGUUAAUUUGAUGGCUGAUGUUGUCCAAGAAGAGCAAAUAAACAAGAUGAAUGCGCGCAAUAUUGCCAUGGUUUUUGCACCAAAUAUGACUCAGAUGGCAGAUCCCUUGACUGCAUUGAUGUAUGCAGUACAAGUGAUGAAUUUUCUUAAGAUGCUAAUACAAAAAACCCUCAAGGAUAGAGAAGAGUCUGAUCUGGAUGAUUUGUCUCUUCCUCAGAAGGACCCGUCUGAUGAAAAUGGACACCAGACCACCGGCCUCUCGCUUGAUUCUCACCCUGACGAAGGAUCCAGGCGUCCCUCUUUCGUCAGCGAGGAGCCCCUUCUGAACAGUCCCGUGCACAGCACUGAAGAGAAACCUAAUAAGACCAAUCUUGCUGAAGGAAAAUUUGCGGAUUCCAGUUGCCCGGAAAAUGUAGCCCUAACGAGCAUGGAGACAGAGGGCUCUACUAGUUGCUCCCAACCUGCUCUGGCAGCAGCUGCCGCUGCUCCCCGUGCUACAGCUAUGAACUUACUUCAAGGCAAAGGGAGCCGUAGCCUGAAUAGUAGGAGGACUAGAAAGGGCAAGGUGCAGUUUGGAACACGUGCUGCUCCAGCAUCUGAGAAAUCAAAAGGUGCGAGCAUUGUGAGCAGGAUAAACUCAAAGGUUGAACGGAUCGAAGCGUGGCGAUGAAAUCAGAAGUUGCCGCAAAUUGUUGUUGUGAAGUAGAUGACUGACCCAAUGUUUCCUGUUUCCUGAAAAUAGGACCAAGAGCUGUGUGCUUUGUGCAUUUUGCAUUUUUUGAUGUGCUUAUCAUUUCUUGUUGGACCAUGAUCACGGUGUUUUUAGAUCAUUUUCUGUUGCUGCUAACUUAUGUAUCUUGUUUAUGAGUACUACUGUUGUCUGAGUGAAUCAAACAGACUGUUGCUUUCCCCUUGUACAUAAAUGUCUCCAAUGCCUAAAAUCUUAGCUAUCUGAGAAUUGUUCAUGGAUAA
Molecule: messenger RNA, 2437 nt
Organism: Oryza sativa Japonica Group (Japanese rice)
Lineage: Eukaryota; Viridiplantae; Streptophyta; Magnoliopsida; Poales; Poaceae
Product: rho GTPase-activating protein 4
Biological process (GO): signal transduction
Molecular function (GO): GTPase activator activity
Source: RefSeq, a predicted model, not a curated record